Molecule: messenger RNA, 540 nt
Organism: Pogonomyrmex barbatus (red harvester ant)
Lineage: Eukaryota; Metazoa; Arthropoda; Insecta; Hymenoptera; Formicidae
Gene: ND-B12
Product: NADH dehydrogenase [ubiquinone] 1 beta subcomplex subunit 3
Biological process (GO): mitochondrial respiratory chain complex I assembly; electron transport chain
Cellular component (GO): respiratory chain complex I; mitochondrion
Source: RefSeq, a predicted model, not a curated record
CAUGGCGUAGAAGCGCCUUGAUGUUUAUCUUCCUAGAUCCUGAGAUUAUCUAAGGUUUAAAGUCAGUUGCUGAAAGAAAGUGUGUUGGAAGAAAUUACAUAAUUUUAAUUUAGCAAAUAACAACUACAUUACAGUAUGGGAGGUCAUGAUCACCAUGCUUCACCAUAUAAAAUACCCAAUCCAGAUAUUUAUAAGGUUGAAGAUGUACCAGAACUGAAACGUGUUCAAGAAGAAUUAGCCAAGAAGGGAUUAAAAGAUCCAUGGCUAAGAAAUCAGGUGUGGCGUUAUAAACAAACCCAACCAGGCUAUAAGCGUGCCUUGAUAACUUUAACAAGAGGUUGGAAAAUUGGUGUACCAGCAUUUUUGAUAACUAUAGCUAUUGAACAAUAUUUUGGAAUUGACUAUUCAGGUCACGGACAUCAUGGAGAUAAUCAUCAUUAGUACUUUAAAUAUGUGAUAUAAAAAAGUAAGAAAUAUAGUAGAUUGUAAAGAGGUACAUAACUGUAAAAAUAAAUUAUAAAACUAAUAAUUAUGUAUUAA